UGUGGGUUUUUUUGAGAAAGCACUGUUGAACUCUUUAUGUAUUUUUAUAAUUUGUGCAAAUUCACCAUGAAACCAUUGAAGAUUUCAAUGAAGCCCUUGCAAACUUUGUCUUAACCUGUUCCCCAAGGUCAUCAAGGCCCAGAUUAUAGUUGUAUGAUUCUGCCAAAAUGAGGUCUUCUGUGAUCUUAUCAUCUCAGUAUGGGUGUUCUAAAAAUUGUUCAGAAGCCAUCCCAAGGCACAUGAAUAUAGGGAUUUUGUGGAGGUGUGAGUUGUCCUGUUUUCCUCCUCAUGUCUCGGCUCUGACUCUGAAUAACUUCCUAGCCCCAUGAAAUGAGACAGAGAAAGGAAAGCAAAACUGAGUAUGUGAUAAAUAUUAUAUAAAUUUUAAUUUAUACUCCUCCACAAGAAUAUUUUCAUUCACCCACCUGGAUCUGACUACUUCUGUUAGCCUGGAGUACUUCAGGACAAUAUGACUAGCUGGAUCUUGUUACAGGUUGGAUUUCCACAGGACUUUUGGCCUCGUGUCUGAUGAUGAGAAUAGAAAGAAAACCUUCCAGUUCUUCACUGUGUUGUUAUUUGUUAAAACCUCAUGCAGAUGUGAACCUGUGCUCGUACAGUGCUGCACGAUAUGGAUUCAGUGACCUUUGAGGAUGUGAGUGUGAAGUUCACCACAGAGGAGUGGGCUCUGCUGGAUCUAUCCCAGAAGAAACUCUACAGAGAUGUGAUGCAGGAAACCUUUAAGAACUUGACCUCAAUAGGAGAAAAAUGGGAAGACCCUGAUACUGAAGAUCAGUAUGAAAAUCAUGGGACAAAUCUAAGCAGUCAUAUGGUAGAGAGACUCUGUAAAAAUAAUGAAGGUAGUCAGUAUGGGGAAACAUUUAGCCAAAUUUCAAAUCAUAAUCAGAAAAAGAAAACUGGAAUAAAACUAUGUGAAUUCAGUGUAUGUGGACGAAUCUUCAUGCGUCAUUCAUCCUUUAAUAGGCACAUGACAUCUCGCACUACACCCAAACCACGUGAGUAUCAGGAAUAUGAGGAGAAGCCAUAUAAAUGCAAGGAAUGUGGGAAAGCCUUCAAGCAUCGUCAGUCCAGACAUACCCAUGAGAAAAUUCACACUGGGGAGAAGCCCUAUGAUUGUAAGAAAUGUGGGAAGGCCUUCAAGCUUCGCCAGUCUAUUCAAAGGCAUGAAAGGAUUCACACUGGAGAGAAACCCUAUGAGUGUAAAAGGUGUGGAAAAGCCUUCAGAUAUCACCACAACUUUCAAAAACAUGAACGAACUCAUACUGGAGAGAAACCCUAUAGAUGUAAGCACUGUGGUAAAGCCCUCAGUUCUCUCAGAUACUGUCGAAUUCAUGAAAUAACGCACACUGGAGAGAAACCUUAUAAAUGUAAGCAAUGUGGUAAAGCUUUCAAUUGUCCCAGUUACUUUAUAAAACAUGAGAGAACUCAUAGUGGAUUGAAACCAUAUGAAUGCAAGCAGUGUGGUAAAGCCUUCAGUUGUGCCAGUUACAUUCGAAGACAUGAAAGGACACAUACUGGAGAAAAGCCCUAUGAAUGUAAAAAAUGUGGUAAAACCUUUAGUUGUUCAAGUUCCUUUCGAAAACAUGAGAGAACUCAUACUGGAGAGAAACCCUAUGAAUGUAAGCAAUGUGGUAAAGCCUUCAGUUAUUCCAGAUCCUUUCGAAGUCAUGAAAGGAGACACAGUGGAGAAAAGCCCUAUAAGUGUAAAAAUUGUGGUAAAGCUUUCAGUUGUCCAAAUUCCUGUCGAAAACAUGAGAGGACUCAUUCUGGACAGAAACCCUAUGUAUGUAAGGAAUGUGGGAAAGCCUUCAGUUAUCUUGCCAAAUUUCAAAGACACAUGAUGAAGCAUACUGGAGAUGGACCUUAUAAAUGUAAAGACUGUGGGAAAGUCUUUGAUUGUCCCAAUUACUUUCGUUGUCAUGAAAGGACUCACAGUGGAGAAAAGCCAUAUAAGUGUAAGGAAUGUGGUAAGGCCUUCAGUUUUCUAUGUUGUCGUCAAAUACAUGAAAAAAGUCAUACUGGGGAGAGGCCCUAUGAAUGUAAGCAAUGUGGCAAAGCCUUCACUUAUCUCAGUUCCAUUCGAAAACACGAAAGAACUCAUACUGGAGAGAAACCCUAUGAAUGUAAGGAAUGUGGAAAGGCUUUUAUUUAUCCCUCAAAUGUUCAAAGACACAUGAUAAUGCAUACUGGUGAUGGACCUUGCAAAUGUAAGGAUUGUGGGAAAGCCUUUGAUUGUCCCAGUUCUUUACAAGCACAUAAAAACACUCACACUGGAGAGAAACCCUAUCAAUGUAAAACUUGUAGUAAAACCUUCAGUUGUCCCAGUUCUUUUCAAAGCCAUGAAAAAACUCAUAGUGGAGAAUAGCACUAUGAAUGUAAGGAAUGGGUGAAAGCCUUUAUUUUUCCCAGUUCAUUCCAAAUACAUAAAAGAGCUCACACUGGAGAGAAACCGUAUUUUUGCAAACAGUGUGGCAAAGCUUUCAGCACUCUCUGUUAUAUUCAGAUACAUGAAAGAACUCGUACUAGACAGAAACUGAAUGUAAGGAAUGUGGGGAAGCCUUCAUGUAUCACACGUUUCCAAGGACACAUGAGAGUGCACACUGGAGAGAAACAGUAUAUAUGUAAGGAAUGUGGGAAAGCCUUCAGUCCCAUUUCCUUGGAAAGCCACGAAAGAACUUGCACUGGAGAGACUGUAUUGAAUGUAAACUAUGUAGGAAAACCUUCACUUGCCCCACAUCUUUACAAAACUAUGUGAAAAUGUACAUGCGGGGCUUCCCUGGUGGCGCAGUGGUUGGGAGUCCGCCUGCCGAUGCAGGGGACACGGGUUCAUGCCCCGGUGCGGGAAGAUCCCACAUG
This is a messenger RNA of Aethalodelphis obliquidens (Pacific white-sided dolphin), 2874 nucleotides long. Its product is annotated as zinc finger protein 709-like. Gene Ontology annotation, cellular component: nucleus. The transcript is spliced from 4 exons. The record is from RefSeq and is a predicted model, not a curated record. Gene Ontology annotation, molecular function: DNA-binding transcription factor activity, RNA polymerase II-specific. NCBI's taxonomy places the organism in Eukaryota, Metazoa, Chordata, Mammalia, Artiodactyla, Delphinidae. Bases 629 to 2383 code for a protein of 584 amino acids. Gene Ontology annotation, biological process: regulation of transcription by RNA polymerase II.